UUGGCUCAGCGGAAAGAUCGCUUCGAAGUCUCGACCGGUGCAUUCGCCCUUCAGCAUGGACCAGACUGAGAAAGCCUUCCAGAAGCAGGACGCCGUGUUCAUCGGCGCCAAGCGGCUGAUCGGCAAGAAGUCCAAGAAGGCGGUGCGGUAUUGGCGCAGCGUGGGCCUGGGCUUCGCAGUGCCGAAGGAGGCCAAGGAGGGGAACUUCGUGGACAAGAAGUGCCCCUUCACCGGGAAUGUGAGCAUCCGCGGGGCUGUGGUGAAGGGCAUGUGCGUCUCUACCAAGAUGAAGCGGACCAUCAUCAUCCGCCGCAACUACCUGCACUACAUCAAGAAGUUCAACCGAUUCGAGAAGCGUCACAGCAACAUGGCGGUGCACUGCAGCCCUGCCUUCGAGCCCAAGGAAGGAGACAUCAUCACGGCGGGGCAGUGCCGGCCCUUGGCGAAGACGGUGCGCUUCAACGUGGUGAAGGUGGACAAGAACCAGAUCUUCGGAUCUGCGCGAAAGCAGUUCGCCCUCUUCUGAGUACCCGACGACCGCAAAGCAAGUUUUGGGUGCGGAGAGGCUAGAUGGGAUCGAGAUCGAGGCGAA
Effrenium voratum is the source of this 592-nucleotide messenger RNA. The record is from the annotation of a GenBank genome assembly. Lineage: Eukaryota; Dinophyceae; Suessiales; Symbiodiniaceae.